AGUGACGGCUGGCCGAGGCUGCGGGUCGAUGGUGCUCCGUUGCACACAUUUCAAUCGAUUAAAGCCCGACUUGUAGCCGCUAAAGAGGGCAGCGCCGGCUGUUGAGAGGUCCUUCUGAGGCUUUAUGUUUCAUAGUCGUUCUUCUAAGUAGCACAGCCAUGGGCGUAGAAGUCGAGACCAUAUCUCCCGGUGAUGGGCGAACUUUUCCAAAGAAAGGCCAAACGUGUGUUGUGCAUUACAUAGGUAUGCUGCAGAAUGGGAAAAAGUUUGACUCCUCUCGAGACAGGAACAAGCCCUUCAAGUUCAAGAUUGGACGGAUGGAGGUUAUAAAAGGCUGGGAAGAAGGAGUAGCACAGAUGAGCCUCGGCCAGAGGGUGAAACUCACCUGCACACCAGACAUGGCUUACGGAACGACGGGCCACCCCGGAGUCAUCCCACCAAACGCCACACUUAUUUUUGACGUGGAGCUGCUCAAGCUGGAGUGACGGCUGCUUGACAACACAAAGGUCGAAGGUUAAAAACGAUGCGAGGGGGUGGGGGGGGGGUGCUGCAUUCGCCACGUCCUGUUCUUACAGGAGACCAUACCCGCUUGAGGCGUGCCACGACCUCCUGCCUGCUCAUCCUCUUCGUUUAGAUUUUUGCUUUUGUUCUAUUUCAGUAUUUAAAUGUAACUUCUGCUGCUUUACUGGCAUCUUGCCAUUGUAGGUUCUGCCUGAAGACAUCGAUGUCCUGCAAUACUUUUACUCACGUUUUAGAUUCUGUUGGUCAAAAAAAUGCAUUUUUAUUUUUAUUUUUUAUUUUCCUUCGGAUGUUCUGUCAGAAAACACUUUAGGUGGGUAAAAGAAAAUCUAAAAAAACUCUAUUGCAAUCCAAACUGCCUUACAUGUCAAACAACAGAGGACGGGUACACAUGUUCAAGAUCCCAGAUUUCUGCUCUGUGUAAAACCUGGGCAUUAUAUACCACUGUCUGCAAUGACACUUUGAUAAAGGCUUGUCCUGCUGAAUCCUCUGAAUCAUGUUGCUGUUCAAUUUGUUUGAUUACCUAUCUGCACAGUUAAUGCAAGUGUACCCUAUCAGAUGCAACCCAAUACUGUACAGCAUUGUUGAAGAGCCAUUACUACUGCAACAGUUUACUGACCAAGUCCUGAAUAAAAUUGGCAUGUACUGUAUUGAGAA
This is a messenger RNA of Fundulus heteroclitus (mummichog), 1176 nucleotides long. RefSeq names its product FKBP prolyl isomerase 1B (gene fkbp1b). The transcript has 4 exons. Gene Ontology annotation, molecular function: peptidyl-prolyl cis-trans isomerase activity. The coding region runs from base 159 to 485 and encodes 108 amino acids. Lineage: Eukaryota; Metazoa; Chordata; Actinopteri; Cyprinodontiformes; Fundulidae. The record is from RefSeq and is a predicted model, not a curated record.